This is a messenger RNA of Spodoptera litura, 1471 nucleotides long. It is a transcript of the gene Atg5, whose product is annotated as autophagy protein 5. The record is from RefSeq and is a predicted model, not a curated record. Lineage: Eukaryota; Metazoa; Arthropoda; Insecta; Lepidoptera; Noctuidae. Gene Ontology annotation, molecular function: Atg8-family ligase activity. Gene Ontology annotation, cellular component: cytoplasm; Atg12-Atg5-Atg16 complex; phagophore. Gene Ontology annotation, biological process: protein lipidation involved in autophagosome assembly; autophagy of mitochondrion; cellular response to nitrogen starvation.
GAAACAUUAAAUACCGCUUAAUUUACAUGUAAAUAUGUUUAGAAUACUUAAUAUUGCAAUACUUUUGCUUGCUUUUAAUGAAAUAUAAUUAGAACAGAACGUUAACUUGUUUUUUUUUGUUUCGCGGGCGGUAGCCUCGUUGGUUUAGCCCAGCCAUAGACUAUAAGAAAAACUGGAUUAACUUUCUGAACGUAUAUAGCGAAUGAAAUAAACAAAAACAACUGUCCGCUGUCAAUAUUCAUUCAAGUUGUCGUAAUGUCAUAUAUAAUCAUUUCUCAAAAGUAAGCUUUCGAGUUUCGCCCUUUGCUGCAUCCUUCCCUUUGUUACUAUCAAUAAUAUUUUUGGUGUUGUCUUCUACUAACUUUUCGACUUUGGCAUAAUCUUCCGGAUAAAUUUGUGCUUAUUCAUAAUAAACAAACAGUAUCUUCAUGGCUAAUGAUCGAGAGGUUCUUCGUGAAAUAUGGGACGGAAAGUUGCCGAUUUGUUUUCAAUUAGCGCAAGAAGAAAUUAUGGAAAUACAACAACCCGAUGCGUUUUAUGUUAUGGUACCAAGAUUGAGCUACUUUCCACUUGUAACAGAUAAGAUGAAAAGACACUUCUUGCGUUACAUCUCUCAAGAAAACUCUGAUAGUGAAAUGUGGUUGGAUUAUAAUGGUCAGCCUCUCAAAUGGCAUUACCCAAUAGGUUUUCUUUAUGAUCUCUAUUGUGGUAAUGACCCUCAACUACCAUGGCAUCUAACUGUGCACUUCACAAAGUUCCCAGAAGAUGUCCUACUUCAUUGUAUAAACAAGGAUGUUGUAGAAGCACAUUUUAUGUCAACUGUGAAAGAGGCUGAUGUUCUGAAACACAGAGGGCAAGUCAUGUCCACGAUGCAGAAGAAAGACCAUAAUCAAUUAUGGCUAGGUUUACAAAAUGAUAAAUUCGAUCAAUUUUGGGCCAUAAAUAGAAGACUGAUGGAAUCCCACGGAGACAGUGAGGGUUUCAAACACAUUCCUAUUAAAUUGUACUCAGAUGAUGGAACAUGCAGUCAGCGCCUAGUUAGUCCUAAGAACAAUGAUGGCAGUAGGAAAACAUUGCAACAGAUGAUUGCAGAGUUGUAUCCAGAUAAACUUGAUGUACAACUAAGAACACAUGGGAUAGUAAUUCCACCUGACACACCUCUACAAUGGCUUUCUGAACAUUUGAGUUACCCAGAUAACUUCCUCCAUAUGUGUGUCUUUUAAAAACUAAAUUAUAUGCUUUAUUUCCUAAGCCAUAAGAUAAAUUGUGAUGCAAUUAAAUCAAAGACAUGGUAGUAAUGAAUGGUUUUAUUGCCAAAUAGUCACUUUUAGUGAAUAUAAUUCAACAUUUACAGAGAGAGAACAGUCCUUACACAAUACACCUUGCAAAUAAACUUUAUCUAACUUAAUUUUUUAUUUACAUCAUUGUUAGUUUAUUAAUACGAUAUUCAGGUUAACAUCAAGACUCCCAA